GGCGCUGGCCGCACUUCCCGUCGAGGAGAGAGUGUAAUAUGGCGAAGACCUACGAUUACCUGUUCAAGCUGCUGCUGAUCGGGGACUCGGGGGUGGGGAAGACCUGUGUCCUGUUCCGCUUCUCCGAGGACGCCUUCAACUCCACUUUCAUCUCCACCAUAGGAAUUGACUUUAAAAUUAGGACCAUAGAACUCGAUGGCAAAAGAAUUAAACUACAGAUAUGGGACACGGCUGGCCAGGAGCGGUUUCGGACCAUCACCACGGCCUACUACAGGGGUGCAAUGGGUAUCAUGCUGGUUUACGACAUCACCAACGAGAAGUCCUUCGACAACAUCCGGAACUGGAUUCGGAACAUUGAGGAGCACGCCUCCGCAGACGUGGAAAAGAUGAUCUUGGGGAACAAGUGCGACGUGAACGACAAGCGACAAGUUUCCAAGGAGCGGGGAGAAAAGCUGGCCCUCGAUUAUGGGAUCAAGUUCAUGGAGACCAGUGCAAAGGCCAACAUCAACGUGGAGAACGCCUUCUUCACGCUCGCCAGAGACAUCAAAGCAAAAAUGGACAAAAAAUUGGAGGGCAGCAGCCCCCAGGGCAGCAGCCAGGGAGUGCGCAUCACCUCGGACCAGCAGAAGAGGAGCAGCUUCUUCCGCUGCGUCCUCCUGUGAGGACCACCUCGCUCUGAGCCUCGCUCAGCCCAGCUGACUGUGCCUGCUUCGAGUGAGCCCCUCGCUCGCUCGCUCGCCCACCCACUCGGCCACCAGAAUGCCAUUGAGAAAUCGUUUCUAUUUUAGUAACUGUCUAGAAUCCUUGUCCACUUCGGAGAUGGAAGAAGUUAAGAAUUGGCUCUUUUUUCCUGGGACGUCCGCUGAAGAGGCCCGUGCAGAAAUCGCGUACCCAGAGAGAGAGAGAGAGAGAGAGAGAGGGGUGGAGCCGAGGUGCGGGGGUCCACAGCCGCCCACGCCCGCCCGGGGCCUCUGAUUCCGGGGCCGCAGCGCCAGCUCCCCGCCCCCCCUCCCUGGAAGCAAGGCCGCCGCCGCCCGCCCCCCACCCCCAAAGGCCAGCCGGGGGUUCCGGGGUGCUGGGCUCCAGUGAGGGAGGCAGCCGCCGCCAGGCCCGAGCACCUGGCACCCCGCUUGGCAAGCCUCUUCUCUCAGUUUGGGACAAGUGACAAAAGCCAUCCCCGCCCCCGCCCCCCUGCCUUCUUGUUAACUGUUAAACCAAAGGGAAGCACAAAGUAAGGGAACCCCGCGUGCACUGGGAGGGAGCCGCCCGCGGGGCGGGGCGCCCAGGGGCCGCAGGUGACCCCGAGCCACGCCCCUGCCCGGUGCGGCCCCGCCCUCCUCCUCCUGCCGCCAGCUCCACGCUGGACAUUUCUUUCUCCAGCGGAGGUUUUUUUUCCUUUCUUCUUUUGUCUUUUUCCAGAUUCGUAGUGCCAUGAACUGAUUUUCCGUCUUUUUGAUUUCUAGCGGCAAACCCCUGGUGACCCUGGGAACCAGCGGGAAACCCCACCCCCCUCCCGCUGGACCCUGGACACGGCCUUGAGCGAGGGUGACGCCUUCUGCGGGGGCGGGGGAGGGGGCGAGACCCCGUGCAUUCCACGGCGCCAGCCCUGGCCCAGGCCGGGACGGGACAGGGGACUGGGGGGGGGGGCAGUUUGCUGUCCCCGACACAGACUGCCUGGGACCAGGUGACCUGGCCGGAGGGGCACCACCAUUCCUCCCAAGCUGCUGUCGAUCCAAACCGUUGGCAUCAUAGAUUUUUUUUUUCUUUUCUUUUCUUUUUUCAAAUUAAAACCAACAAACCAGCGAUAGUCUGCCGCCCCCUGGAAUCUCUAAUAUACUCUGUUUACAUCGAUAAAUGCACUUAAGGAAACAAAUUAAAGCUCAUUUGAAAGUUCGCA
Molecule: messenger RNA, 1897 nt
Organism: Lepus europaeus (European hare)
Lineage: Eukaryota; Metazoa; Chordata; Mammalia; Lagomorpha; Leporidae
Gene: RAB8A
Product: RAB8A, member RAS oncogene family
Exons: 8
Coding region: 39-662 (207 amino acids)
Biological process (GO): cellular response to insulin stimulus; neurotransmitter receptor transport to postsynaptic membrane; protein secretion
Cellular component (GO): plasma membrane; synaptic vesicle; dendritic spine
Molecular function (GO): GTPase activity; GTP binding
Source: RefSeq, a predicted model, not a curated record